Molecule: messenger RNA, 1771 nt
Organism: Aspergillus nomiae NRRL 13137
Lineage: Eukaryota; Fungi; Ascomycota; Eurotiomycetes; Eurotiales; Aspergillaceae
Product: putative nucleotide-sugar transporter
Exons: 5
Coding region: 245-1507 (420 amino acids)
Biological process (GO): pyrimidine nucleotide-sugar transmembrane transport
Cellular component (GO): intracellular membrane-bounded organelle; Golgi membrane
Molecular function (GO): pyrimidine nucleotide-sugar transmembrane transporter activity
Source: RefSeq, a predicted model, not a curated record
AACAACCCUAUUGUCAUUUCCGAGAUAGGCUGUCAAUAGAAGCCUUCCUACACUAUAUCCUUCACUCUGUGCUAUAGCGCUGAGUUUUCUAGAGGAGCAUCUGGUCUACUGCUUCCAAGACUCCCCCGGAUAGACACGGGUCCUUAUCUCUCAGCCCGCCAGGUUUCUGUCUCUCCACCACGACUGAGAGACCCUUUGGUUCGACAUAUUCUGUUUAGGGCAUUGUAGUGCCCCUUCGGGAAUCAUGGCGACCAAAGCAAUGAUUCCGUUCCUGGUCACGAUGAUGCUCGUGACCGGUGUCUGCAAUACUAUCCUCAACAAGUAUCAGGAUAUGCAAUGUGUGCGAAACUGUGAUUCUCAGGAUCCUAGCGAUCGCCAUCUCUUUGAGCAGCCUGUUAUUCAAACGAUUCAGAUGUUCAUUGGAGAAAUGGGUUGCUGGCUCGUGGUCCUACUCUCAUAUAUUUACCAAGCAUUCAUCUCACCGCGCUUUUCGAAUCAAUCAUCCCCCCUUUUAGUCGGUGGCUAUCACCCUGUCGCGGAUAAUGAUGGCGUCGAUGAUGGCGUCGAGGAUAAUGCAGUUGAGGGGGAUGGGUUCCCCAAUGACCCUACAAAGCCUGCGCACGCGCAUGACGAGCGUAUACGGCUACAUGGCCGGAAGAUCUUUCUACUUGCUGCACCAGCAUGCUGUGACAUUGCAGGCACUACACUUAUGAACGUCGGUCUGCUCUUUGUCGCAGCAAGCAUCUACCAAAUGACACGUGGUGCGCUGGUACUCUUUGUUGGGCUCUUCAGUGUUCUGUUUCUCCACCGGAAACUUUAUUUUUAUCAAUGGGUUGCACUUUUCGUGGUCGUCCUGGGAGUUGCACUGGUUGGCCUUGCAGGUGCCCUCUUUGGUGACAGCCAGAACCACGAUAUCACACGAGAGGAUGCCAUGGCAGCUGUAGCGCACAUCUCGAUGCAAGCCCGCGCUCUUGCGAAGACCCCUGAAGCAGUUCAGGCCAUUAUCGAAGAAUGGAUCUUGGAACACUAUGCUAUGGAUCCUAUCCAAGUUGUUGGCUGGGAAGGCGUUUUCGGCUUCUCUGUAACUGUCAUCGGAUCGAUCAUCUUAUAUCUGUUCGUGGGACGCACGGAAGCUGGCCGCUAUGGAUACUUUGAUGUCAAGGAAGGAUGGCAUCAGGUAUCGAGUAACAGAGCUAUCGCUAUCUCCAGUGUCCUGAUUAUGAUCAGUAUUGGUGGCUUCAAUUUCUUCGGCCUCUCCGUUACCCGGUCUGUCUCCGCUACAUCUCGUAGCACAAUUGACACUUGCCGAACACUCUUCAUUUGGCUCGUCUCGUUGGCGCUCGGAUGGGAAUCCUUCAAAUGGCUUCAGGUAGCCGGGUUCGCAUUACUCGUGUAUGGAACCUUCCUUUUUAACGACAUUGUACGCCCACCGCUCAAGGCAUGUCUUCCUCAUGAAGUGAGGGAGAGGGAACUGCUGCUACCAGAGGAACCGAUUGAGCAUAUCUAAAUUUAGAGAACGGGACAUGCUAUUAGCAUCUCAACAUCCCCACACCCAUGUCUUAGGCUCACGUUAUCUUGCUUAUCUUACUUUUGGAUGCAUGGUUGGUAUAAACUAUUGGCGUUGCAGGCUUUCGAGUCGUCUUUAUUCUCUUUGGCUUUUGGUUUCUAUGAAUGGUCUCAUCUUAUAUAGAUGAACUUGGCUUGCUUUCUCGGACUUUGUAUACAUUUGUACUUGGAUCUUAUCUAUGAACGCUGAAAGGUAAAGGUAGAG